AUGAAAGGACUUGAGAAGCGACAGAAGCAGCUGGUCGAAGAAGAAGACCACCUCGUUCCAAAAAAGCACGAACUAUUGAUGGGUAGAACAAAGGCUAGGGAUAUUCAAGAUGGUGCGCUUAAACAAAUGCUACGAGUGCGGAAACUGUGUCGCAAAUUGCCACUUGACGGAUGCGAAGAAACCAAAACACUCUUUCGAGAGGCUGUGGAGGGCGGAGGCAUGGCAGUCGUCAGGCUUCUUGUUGCAGUGACGGCUAUAAACAAUGGUGAAUGGUUACCGUUGAUCACUGCGUCUAGCAGAGGGGAUAUCCGUACCGUUAGGAAACUUCUCUCCGCCGGAGCUGCAGCUGAUGGCAUGGACAGCAUAUUUGGUCGGACCGCGCUCAGCUGGGCGAGCGCCGGCGGUAACAAAGCUGUCGUGCAACUUCUUCUCAACAAAUCUGCAGAUGUCAACUCGCAAGAUAACGAUGGAUGGACGCCAAUGCACUGGGCCUCGGAGAGAGGACAUGAAGAUGUAGUACGCCUUCUGCUUGAUAGAGGCGCCCAGAUUGGCUAUCGAAAGACACUUCGCGGCCAUUGUCAAUCCAUCAGUACCUUGGUCUUCUCUCCUGGCUCAGAGUUCAUAGCAACAGGCUCGCACGAGGGCGUCAUCGAGAUCUGGGAUACCGCAACAGGCGAGUGCCAAUAA
Messenger RNA from Trichoderma breve, 687 nucleotides. RefSeq names its product ankyrin repeats (3 copies) domain-containing protein. The coding region runs from base 1 to 687 and encodes 228 amino acids. The transcript has a single exon. Gene Ontology annotation, cellular component: cytoplasm. NCBI's taxonomy places the organism in Eukaryota, Fungi, Ascomycota, Sordariomycetes, Hypocreales, Hypocreaceae. The record is from RefSeq and is a predicted model, not a curated record. Gene Ontology annotation, molecular function: protein binding.